AUGGUCCGUGCACUUGUUCUGAGCGACGCACACAUUUCGCGCGGGAACGCUGGUUUCGACGACGCUUUCUUGACUUGGAUGCGUCAGAACUUGCCGGACUUGAUCUUAUGCGCCGGAAACCUCGGACCUCUUGCAGCCCUGCAGGCACUCGCGACGUACACGCCAAAGAUCCAUGUUGUUCAAGGUGAUUGUGACUCUUUUGCAGCACCAGAGCGCCUUCUCAUGCGUGUUGAUGAUGUUACAAUCGGUAUGCUGCAUGGGUACCAGCUGGCCUCGAGUACUAAAGAGACCAAUGGAACACUCACCAUCAAUUCCAGCGUGCUUCAACUUGUAGCAGCUGACAUUGGUGUCGAUCUGCUCAUCGUGGGGGGCCCGUAUGGCCCCCGAAUUCAUCAGGUUUCAGUUGCAUCAAAAACGUGUUUUAUUAUCUUGCCAGGCUGCCUAGCAGGCCCAGAAAAUACAUUUACGCUGGCGAGGCGCCUCGAGCGAGAGCGCGAAACGCGCCUGAAGCCAUCGCCACCUGCGAGCGAGGAGGAACAGGGCAAAAGCUCUGUAAGUUUAGCCUAUAGAGGCCCAUCGAUGAUCGCCAUGGAUAUAAGCCGAGCCGGUGCGGAUGUUUACGAACUUAUCCUGGAUCCAAAAGAUACCAGCAAAGUUCAAAUAGGCGAUGUGCAGCGCCUGAACUUGUGA
Molecule: messenger RNA, 690 nt
Organism: Cyanidioschyzon merolae strain 10D
Lineage: Eukaryota; Rhodophyta; Bangiophyceae; Cyanidiales; Cyanidiaceae
Product: similar to retromer component VPS29
Exons: 1
Coding region: 1-690 (229 amino acids)
Source: RefSeq, a predicted model, not a curated record